AUGUCAAACGUGUUAUCAGCCGGUAAUGCUGCGUGCUCAAUUUAUGGUUUAGAGGUCACCGUUGAAAACAAAAUUUGGGCAUCAAAAAAGCUAGAAGAUGCUGGUCUAGAACCGGUUACUACAUCCACAUUGAUCAUCAUAUUCUCGGCAAAAGCAGGCAUAUCAGUGGACGACAUCGUAGUACAUGGCAACUGGUCUUCUAAACGGAUGUUUGAACACUUCUACCGGCUCUCCUCCUCAACAAGUACAAACUUUAUGCUCCGAACUAUGUUGACGUACUUCAGUCUCCCACAAUAUGCCCAUCCUUUCAAAACUCCUAUCCCAGCUGAUCAUCCUCAUCCUAACUUUGAUAUUUUCAACCUUCAAAGGAUAUGGUAUUUUUGA
Halteromyces radiatus is the source of this 384-nucleotide messenger RNA. RefSeq lists its product as uncharacterized. The transcript is spliced from 3 exons. Bases 1 to 384 code for a protein of 127 amino acids. Lineage: Eukaryota; Fungi; Mucoromycota; Mucoromycetes; Mucorales; Cunninghamellaceae. The record is from RefSeq and is a predicted model, not a curated record.